Messenger RNA from Microthlaspi erraticum, 552 nucleotides. The record is from the annotation of a GenBank genome assembly. Lineage: Eukaryota; Viridiplantae; Streptophyta; Magnoliopsida; Brassicales; Brassicaceae.
AUGAAGAAACUCAAGUGUAGCCGCUGCUCGGAGCUACCUACUGACCUGUUGAGACGUGUGUUGGGACGUUUGAGUGUUGUGGAACACCACCGCGCUAGGAAGGUGUGUAGGAAUUGGUACUUGUAUUCCAAACAAACGAUGCUCGGGAAAAGCGAAUCACCACCUUGGCUGAUGCUGUUCCCGUUCCCGGAGGAUGGUUGCGUGCUGUACAAUCCAACGGAAAAAAGGGUUUGCGGUACGAAGAGGGAGUUUUCAGGGAUUCGAUUCCUUGCAAACUCAGGUAACUGGUUCCUGGUGCUAGAUUCUCGAUCCAAUCUCUAUAUCAUAGAUUUGUUUAGCGACAAGAGGAUCAAUCUUCCAUCUCUAAAGUCAGUCAGGGGUGGAGCUAUAAGAGACAUGCGAAUACGUGGUAAAGAAGUCAAAGAGGCUUUCGAAAAUCUAAGAGGUGUUUUAUGGGUAGACGAGAACAAUGAAGAGUUCGUUGUGGUGUGGUGUUUUGACACUGGUUUAGCCUUUUGCAAGAACGGGCAAGAUUAUUUCGGCGUAAUUUAA